Messenger RNA from Closterium sp. NIES-65, 209 nucleotides. NCBI's taxonomy places the organism in Eukaryota, Viridiplantae, Streptophyta, Zygnematophyceae, Desmidiales, Closteriaceae. The record is from the annotation of a GenBank genome assembly.
AUGCUGGUUCGGAGAGCAUGGACGAGCCUCAACCCGCGCAACCCUGGGUUCGUACUGGGUACGGUCGUCCUCGGGGCGCUCAUCGUCAGGCGAUAUCGCCUGCGAUCGUUCAAGGCGGAAAUGGCUGUGCGACGCAAGUUCUGGGCGAAUCUCAUGGCGACGGCGCUCACGUACGACGAGUGGGCGCACGCCGCGGCGAUGCUCGAGAA